CCUCCUCCCGCUGCCCUCGGCCCGGAGCUCCCGCUGGCCGCCCCCCGAGGAUGCUCGGGCUCCGCUCGGCCCCCGAUGUCCCGGCGGCCGGCGAGCAGUAGAGCCCGGCGGGAGCCCCGGAGGGAGCGGAGCCGAGCCUGGCCCCGCACCUUCCGCGGGGAUCCGCGCCUUGGCGGGGGAGAGCGGCUGCUGGGCGGAAAGAACCCGAUGCUCUAGCAGCGCUGCAUCGCCGAGCCGAGCCCCGCCAUGGGCAGCGGGAUGUGCUCCAGGAGGCAGAAGGGGCUGCUGCAGACCGCCUUCUGCCUGCUCACCCUGGCCUGCCUGGCCUCCGGAGUUUUCCUCUACAACCACUUGCAGCAGAAGGUGCGGAGCGCCGAGGCGCUGGCGCAGAAAUACAAACAGCAGCAGGAAGCGCUGUCAGCCCAGCUCCAAGUGGUGUACGAGCACCGGUCCAGGCUGGAGAGAUCCCUGCAGAAGGAGAGGGGGGAGCACAAGAAGACCAAGGAAGAUUUUUUAGUGUACAAGUUGGAAGCUCAGGAAGCUCUCAACAAGGAGAAGGUGGGUGUGCUUUGCCCCAGAAUCCUGAUUUAUUCUUUAGCUCUGUCCAGCCUCUGUCCCAGGGCAGAUUUCACAAGGCAUCACUCUGACCCUUCUUUGCCUCCCCAGAACCAGCACGACGAUGUCAAGAAGCAGCUGCUGGACCUGCAGCUGCAGCACAACAGCCUCAAACUGGAGCACAGGAAGAGCCUGGAGAGCCAGAGCCAGAAACUGGCCCAGCUGCAGCAGGAGAAGGACAGCGAGGUCACCAACCUGCAGGACACGGUGUUUAAACUCAGAGAAGAGAGCAAGCUCCUCAGGAAGGCCCACCAGGAGGUUCACUCCCAGCUCCUCAAUGCUCAGGCCCAGAUGGAAGAGUUCAGGCAGCUCAAGGAAGCUCUGCAGAAGAUGCCAGGCUUGAGAGGAGGAGGAGGAGGAGGAGGAGGAGGAGGAGGAGGAAGGAAGGGGCAGCAGCCCCCGGUGCCAGCCAGCAGCCAGCUGCAGCCAGGGAUGCAGAAGGACGUGAAGAUGCUGAUGCACAUCCAGGUGAGGAGCCACCAGGCCAGCCAAGCUCCCGGGCUGGCCCUGCCUGUCCCGGGACAAACGCCCCUGGCACAGAAUCCCGCCGUGCCAGGCAGGCAGCGCCCAGCGGGCAGCAGAGAGGUGCCACGGCAAAGCUGGCAGGACCUGGCUGGCGGGAGGAAGGCCCAGGGGGCCGAGGAAGAGGCAGGAGACCACCCCGGGGUGCCCCCGGGUGCCCCCCGGGCCGGGCAGAGGGGGCAGAGGGGGCAGAGGGGCAGCCCCCGGCCCCCCGGCACAGGGGCAGAGCGGGCAGCAGAGAGGGCGGCCGAGGAGGAGCUGGAAAUGGAUGCAGGAGUCAUCGGCAGGGAGGAGCACUCUCAGCCCGCGCUCCAGGAGCCCAUGAUGCCAGAUGAUGCUGCAGAUCCUGCCCAGGACCCCAAUAACCAAGGCGAGGAUGAGUUUGAGGAGGCUGAGCUGGAGAGACCCGACUUUGAGGAGAAGGUGGGAGGCUUGGAGAAGUUGAAGGAGCCCAGCUUUAAAGAAGAGUCGAAGGAGAAGCCACCAAAGGUGACUGGCUGGGGACAACCAGCAGGGCUGUGUUUUUCAGGAUGCUGGCAGACCUGCCAAGCCCAGGGAAGACCCUCUGGAGGACUACCAAGAAGAUCAGGAGCAAGAAAUUGUACGACACCAAGGAGGAUCACGGAGCAGAGGCCGAUGACAACGAUGACCUGGAGCUCGUCCAAGAGCACAAGGACCGUGUGGGAAGGCAGGGUGGCAAGAAGGAUGACUACUUCUGAGAGCUGCUGGAAAAACGGGCUACUGCAGGAAGGAGGGGAUGGGAAUUCCUCCUGGGAGCUGCCUCCUGCACCAAGCACUGCCCAGAGCGAAGGCAGGAGGAGGGAACUCUCUGCAGCCCCUCGCAGGGGCUUGGCAGAUGAAAAUCCCACCUGGGUGUGGGGCCCCUGCUGCCUCUCAGAGAUCUCUCAGCCUGGGAAUGAUCUUAUCCUGCUGCUUUUCUUAGAAGCACUUUUUUGAUUUACUGCGUUCUUCGCCCUCCUGUUUUUCACAUCCCCUUUUGAAGCUGGAGAGGGCUUUUUUGGUUGGUUUUGGGGGGUGUUUUUUACCCCCCCUGUGCAGCAGAGGGGUGCCUGAGCUGGUCCCUGGACUCACUCGACUGAUCUCUAAUACAAAGGAAUGUGUCUUCAUAAAUGAUUUUGCUCAGUAGUGUUUCUUUAACACGUCCUUGGAGCAGGGUGGGGAGGGAAGCAGAGGAAAUUUCCUGUUCUUUGCCUGGAGCACCAAGCACGGCCAGCAGAGUGUGUGUGGGGGGGGAUGUGAACCCCUGCACCCCCUUCCUGCUGCAGAGACCCUCCAGAGACUUGGAGCAGAUCCUGGCAGAGCUCUCCUUGCCAGUCCUGCUGGGCUCAGAGUGUCCCCGUGCAAUGCUGUGCAUCUUCCCUGAGCUGAGAGAGCCUCUUCCCCGUGGGGAUGGGGACAGCCACACCAAGAAACGGGGAAAAAAGGAAUAUUUGCAGCCCAACGAAUGCGGUUCCAACCUGUCUGGAUUAUUUCCAGUUUCCCAACACUUGACAGGGACCUAAAGUCAAUUUUGCUUCUUCUAGACAGGUUUUGAUCAGCAAGCUGGGAAUUGUUGAUGGAGAAGAUUGAAUCCUGUGGGACUUGGCCUCCAAAAGACAUCUUACCCGACCUCAGGGACAAAGAAGGAACAGUCAGCUGGACCCCCUGGAAUUUAGAAUUAAAGGAGAAGGGGUUUAAUGAUGGUGUCUCGAUGCUCAGAACCUGUUUUAAGUGACGAGAACAGGGCAGAGCUGUCCCACUCCCUGUCCUGUGCCUGAGCUGUCUGUGCUUCCUCACCACCAGACUCUGGGACCUCAGUCAUCCAACACAGCUUGUGCCUGAAUGUCACCACCUGGUAAACAAAUCAGAGCAUCUUUGUUCUCUAUUUCAAUUAGUUAAGCUCUUUUUAAUCCCUUGUUUGUGGCAUAUUUUGCAAGCACUUUUAGACACUGGGGAAAACAAUAUUUAUUUCCCAACAAGCUCAGCCUUUUUUAUUCUGACAGCAUUGAUUUUUUUUUUUUGUUUUGUUUUGUUUUGUUUUUUUUCUUCCACUGGUUGUAAUGGAGCUUGAAAUUUACAUUUCAUGGGACUUUUUGGUUCUUUGUUUUGAUUCUGCUUGUGUUUCUUACCAGUACAAUCAGCUGUGCAAGUCCAACCCUGGCACAGAGCGGAGCAGAAUAAGGAAAGGGACAAUUUUAGGAAAUAAUCUUUUAGCCAAGUACCAGAGCUGCUCGUGGAGCCCAGUAAGGAGCUCACUACCAAACCCUAGUGGGGUUUAAGAUUCCCCAAAAUGCCCUGAGAUGGUUCAAGCUGCUCUGGUGCUUUGCCAGCCCUGCUGUGAUGCAGCUCCUCUAUGAAUAGCACGCUCACGGCGGAGCAGCUGAGGCUGCAGUUGCUUUUUCAGAGCAUCCCGAGCAGAUCUGCCUCCCUUUCCUGGGUCAGGGCAGCACCCCUGAACCCCCAGAGCUCCGUGCCCAAGCUGCCCCAGCUCAUCUCCCCCUGCUGCCCUCCCUCCCUGCUCUCCCCCAGCCUGGCACUGCUUCAGCCCCGACUGGAAGUGAACCAAGCCCUGGAAAUAGAAGCCCGGUGGGGGUGAGGCUGCUCACGGAUCCAGGCUGCAGGAGAAUCGAAAUUAGGAGGCAGAUCCUCUGUGUUUGCAUGGCUGGGGUGAGUAAUCCUCCGAGUUAUGACUUGGAGGGAACUGCAGCAGCUCAAGUGGAUGCAGAGCUCCCAGCUCGGAGGAUGCUUGAGGAACCAUAUGGCAUGUGCUGCCCUCGGCUGAGAGCAAACAUCUCUGCCCUGGGGACUGUCUGCCCUGGCCAUAUCUGAGACUAAAAUUAGCAGAGCGUUGCAUAAAUUGUGAGCUGUAAGGUUGGCAGUGCUUCGCUGCCUGGCCCACAGCGAGUUUUGAUGCUCCUUCACCGUCUCCUUGAGAAGAGACAAUAAAUGCAGUGGAGGAGAAGCAGAAAAGCCAAAGCCCCGUGGUGCUGGCUCUGGCUGGAGCAAAAAUCUGGGGUUCACAGCUCGGGGCAGAUCACAGGGGUGGGUUGGCCUGAGCAGCAGAAUGCUGAAGCAGUGCCAUGAAAAAGCCCAGGCUGGGUUUUAGUGCUCAGGAAACAGAUGGAUUGCUAAGAGACCAAACAAGGAGACCAAGAAUUCACAGGGAGCCAGCACGGCCAGGCUGAGCAAGCCAAAGCAUGUGGGUCUGCUUGGCUCUGGCAAAAAAUAUUUGGGUUUUUUUGGCUCAGACACAGCGCCAGGCCAAAAAAAAAAGCGCAGGAGGUGUAGUUAACUUGCAGCGUUGUCAUUUUUUGGAUGGGUUCACUGCUGUGCCAACCCUUUUCCUUCCUUGCACCACACUCCAGACCCUUGGAUGUCGCAGCAGAGCUCGGGCUGAGUUGUUAAUCACAAGAAAAGCCAGAGGCUGCUGCUGCCAGAUCUCCUCCCUGGCCGUGGCAAGGAGGACAGCUCUGGGAACAAUCACCGCCGGGAGGAGAAGGACACAAAGUCUGAAGGAGGAAAAAACUUGCUCGGUUUGGCUCCAGCCACUUGCUGAACGCGCUGACAUUUCUCAGGGAGGGCUGCCAGAUCUCCAGGUUUGUUUUUUUUUGCAUCCCGGCUGGAAUGCCACACAUAAAUUUGCCAAGAAGUGCCUUCAGCAGCACAGCACCUCUCCCUGCUCCAAUAUCCAAGUGUUUUCCAAGCCAUAACUGCACCUUCAGCAUCCUUUUCUAUGCUGAUCCUAAUUUUUUUAAUUGAUCCCUCUUGGUAUCAAAAAAAAAAAAAUUCCUGGCAAUUUUCCAUAGGUUAGCAGCCACCCCCGUUAAAUCUGGUGAAAAACUAAAUGUGGAAAUAACCUCCAAUGCUUGAUAUUGGUAAAUUAAAGACUUCCUUAGGAAGCAUACACUUGGAAAAUGCAGUUUUUCCAACAGGAAAAGGUGUCCUGCUGUCAGACCAUUCAUGUUCAAUGCAUCAGAAAGCAAAAUUAUUUAAACAAAUUCCACACUAUUACAAGUUACACUUUGUGUAUGUGCAAGCAUCACCUUCCAGGUAUGACUUGGGUUUGGUUUUAUUCAGGCUAUGAAAUAAAAAUAGUCCUCGGGAUCCUAUUUUUGUUGUAUUUUCGACUUACAUAAUUCAAAUUGUGUUUUGAAAGAAAACAUACACAGUUAACUGCAAUGUGUUUCUAAGCAGGUAACAAGUGAGGAGCUACAGCAAUGUGUUUAGGCACAUUUCUGAGGGGUUUAACAAAAUAAUAUGUUAAUUAUGCUGUUUUAAAAGCUAAAUAUAGACAAAUGCUUAUGUUUUGCUCUAAAAUCUGGACCACAACUUUAUGUAAAACCUGAUCAAAACCAAAAAAGAAACGUUGCUUUUUUUUUUUUUUUAUUCCCUGCUACUCAGGAAAGGACUUAAAGCCACUUUUACCAUUUCAACAGCUCGAAGGCUCUCCAAACACCGUUUAAUCCUGUAUUUUUGUUAUUCUUUCAUUAGAGCUCUUUUCUUUCCCCUUUUGGACAAGCGUGCCUCUCUCAAGGUCGUUGAGAUUUUAAUUACGGUGUGGAGCUGGGAUGGAGCGCUGCUGGCUCCUCCUGUGCUGCAGAAUCAGCUCCAGAGGCAGGGCUGAGGAAAUGGCAUUUGGGGUAAAUCAGGGAAAGGAAAAUCCUUGUUCCUCCUGUCUCAGGGCGUGCGCUAGACCCGGAGUUAGCCCUGCUCCCAGCUCACCUCCUGCGAGUGUCUUUAGCACAUCCUCGCCGAGUUUAUUGAAAUUCCCAAAGCCGAGAGGUUAAAGCGGCCUGGCUGGGCGGUUAGCACGGUGUUCGAGAGAAAAUAAAAGCCGUGGGAGCUGCGAUUCUUGGGGCAAGGUUUGCAUCAGCUGCGGGGGAGCUCCGGCACCUUCCCCAGCCCUGCCACGGACCGCAGCCCUGCUGGUGUCAGCCCCGGGGACAGAGGCACCUCCCGGCCAUCCCAGGCACGUUUUUGGGGGGUUUGAACCACCUAACGUGAGGAUUGCUGUGUUUCACAGGUUAAAUAUAGACAAAUGCCUAUGUUCUGCUAUAAAAAUUAAAACAGGACGCUGUUUUAAUAAAAAACCAUAUCAAAACCAA
Lonchura striata (white-rumped munia) is the source of this 6242-nucleotide messenger RNA. Lineage: Eukaryota; Metazoa; Chordata; Aves; Passeriformes; Estrildidae. The record is from RefSeq and is a predicted model, not a curated record.